CCUCCCCGACGCCCCGAACCGAACGACAUCACAACCCACACGCCACCCACAACCUCCUCCUCCUCCGACGAUCACUUGCCUCUACUAGCACCAGCUAGCUUUCCCCUCCCUCCAUCUAGCAACCGCCGCCCAUCUCGCGGCCGCCCUGGUCUCUGUCCAGUCCCGAAACGGUCGCUGGGUCCUCCCGCGCCCACACACCCCCCGGGUCGCGCGGCGGCAAAGCAGGCGGCGGGCUGGUCUGCUACUUUAACGCGCCCACCCACCGCGACCGCGCCGGCCGCCACGCCAAGAGCGCCGCUCCCCCUCGUGCGUGCCCCCUUCUACCUUCUUCUCCCCCCCGCGCCGUCCCGCGUGCUGCAGGUGCGUCGUCCGGGCUGCUGCUUGCCGCGCCUCCAGAGGCAUUUUUAUCCCGAGGACACGCCGACACCGAGGCGGCCGACGACCGCUGAAGGAAGGAGCGGAGCAGAGCAGAGCAGAUAUGGGGGACGCGCCACAGCCGCCUCCGCCGCCGCCGGGCUCGGCCGGCGGCAAGGCCCAGAAGACCUACUUCGACGUGCUGGGGAUCUGCUGCCCCUCCGAGGUGCCGCUCGUCGAGAAGCUCCUCGACCCGCUGCCGGGCGUACGCAAGGUCACCGUCAUCGUCCCCUCCCGCACCGUCAUCGUCGUCCACGACGCCGACGCCACGCCCCCGGCGCAGAUAGUCAAGGUGCUGAACCAGGCAAGGCUUGACGCAUCUGUUCGAGCUUACGGCAGCGGCACAGAGAAGUUAACGAACAAAUGGCCCAGCCCAUACGUUCUUAUCUGCGGAGCUUGUCUGCUCGUAUCACUGUUCGAGCACUUCUGGCGUCCCCUGAGAUGGUUUGCACUGGGGGCGGUGGCUGCCGGCUUGCCACCGAUCGUUCUGAGAAGCAUUGCAGCUGCCCGGAGGCUCACCCUUGAUGUCAACAUACUCAUGCUGAUUGCAGUUUCUGGGGCAAUAGCUCUGAAGGACUUCUCUGAGGCUGGGUUCAUUGUUUUCCUAUUCACCACAGCUGAAUGGCUUGAGACCAGGGCGAGCCACAAGGCGACUGCUGGGAUGUCAUCACUAAUGAGCAUGACACCACAAAAGGCUGUUCUAGCAGAGACUGGGCAAGUGGUUGCGGCUCAGGAUGUCAAGGUCAAUACAGUAAUAGCUGUCAAAGCUGGGGAAGUCAUCCCAAUUGAUGGUGUUGUUGCCGAUGGACGGAGUGAGGUUGAUGAGAGUACCCUCACUGGGGAGUCCUUCCCGGUGGCAAAGCAGCCAGAGUCCCAGGUCUGGGCUGGCACGCUCAACAUAGAUGGCUAUAUUGCUGUGAGGACAACUGCUAUGGCUGACAACUCUGCAGUGGCUAAAAUGGCAAGGCUAGUUGAAGAAGCACAAAACAGUCGAUCCAAUACACAGAGGCUGAUUGAUACAUGCGCCAAGUACUACACACCCGCUGUUGUUGUCAUGGCUGCGGCAGUAGCAGUGAUCCCUGUGGUGAUCAGAGCACACAACCUCAAACACAUGUUUCAAUUGGCCCUUGUCCUUCUAGUGAGUGCUUGCCCAUGUGCUCUGGUGCUGUCGACGCCAGUUGCCACCUUCUGCGCUCUACUCACGGCUGCAAGGACAGGGCUCCUAAUCAAAGGAGGGGAUGUCCUUGAAUCCUUGGCGAAGAUCAAAAUUGCUGCUUUUGACAAGACCGGUACAAUUACUAGAGGAGAGUUCUCUGUCGAGGAAUUCCAGGCAGUUGGUGGACGUGUCCCCAUACAACAACUUCUUUACUGGGUUUCAAGCAUUGAAAGCAGAUCAAGCCACCCAAUGGCAUCCGUGCUUGUUGACUAUGCUCAAUCAAAAUCAGUGGAACCCAAAUCUGAUAAUGUUACCGAGUUCCAAAUCUAUCCUGGAGAGGGGAUAUAUGGUGAAAUUGAUGGGGAAGGAGUUUAUAUUGGGAAUAAAAGAAUUUUGUCAAGGGCCUCGUGUGAAACAGUUCCGGACAUGAAAGACAUGAAGAGGGUUACUAUUGGAUAUGUCGCCUGCAAAAAGGAAUUGAUUGGAGUAUUUAGUCUGUCGGAUUCCUGCCGAACUGGAUCAGCUGAAGCCAUCAAGGAGCUAAGAUCACUGGGUAUCAAGUCAGUGAUGCUUACUGGGGAUAGUGCUGUAGCAGCUGCAUAUGCACAGAACCAGCUUGGGAACAUCCUAGACGAGGUUCACUCUGAACUUCUCCCAGAGGACAAAGUGAGAAUUGUUGAUGAACUCAAGGCAAAAUAUGGUCCUACGCUGAUGAUUGGCGAUGGCAUGAAUGAUGCCCCAGCAUUGGCUAAGGCUGAUGUUGGAGUCUCAAUGGGUGUAUCUGGAUCAGCUGUUGCAAUGGAGACGAGUCACAUUACGCUGAUGUCGAAUGACAUCCGCAGGAUUCCAAAGGCUGUCCAGCUGGCACGGAGAACACACCGGACGAUCAUUGUGAACAUCAUCUUCUCAGUGAUUACUAAGCUUGCAAUUGUUGGACUUGCUAUUGCGGGACAUCCACUUAUUUGGGCAGCCGUCCUGGCAGAUGUGGGCACAUGCUUGCUGGUGAUCAUGUACAGCAUGUUGUUAUUGAGAUCCAAGGGCGGUCGGAAUGCAAAGAAAUGUUGUGCCUCUUCACAGCAUGGAUCACACGCAAAGAAGCAUUGUGUUUCUGGCCACUGCUCAGAUGGUCCGUGCAAGUCGACAGGCAGUUGCAAAGAAUCGUCUUCUGGUAAGCAUGGUUGUCAUGAUCAUGGUCAUAGCCACACCCACUGCAAAGAGCUGGGCAACCAGCAGCCUACAGAAAAGCAUGCUUGCCAUGAUCACGGCCACAGCCACAGCCACUGCAAAGAGCCCAGCAACCAGGUGGUUACAGAAAAGCAUGCUUGCCAUGACCACGAACAUACUCAUAAGCACUGCAAAGAGCCAGGCAACCAGGUGCUUAUUGAAAACCAUGGUUGCCAUGAUCAUGGCCAUACCCAUGACCACUGCAAGGAGCUGAGCAGCCAGCACUUCAUCAACAAGCAUGAUUGCCAUGACAAUGACCAUAGCCACUGCAAAGAAACCAUUACUUCACAGCAUUCUGACAGCAACAGCGCAUGCCAUGAGCAUGAGCAUAGCCACUGUGAAGAAGACAACCAUUCACAUCCUGCAGGUGAGCAUGCUUGCCAUGAGCAUGAGCAUAGCCACUGUGAAGAUCAUAACCAUUCACAGUCUAUAGUUGAGCAUGCUUGCCACGACCAUGAUCAUGAGCACGAGCAUCACUGCCAUGCUGAGCAGAAGCCUGCUGAUACACACCACUGCCAUGAGCAUGAGCAUGACCAUGGGGAGAUUGAGGAAUCAGAAAAGGAUGGCCAUGCCGAGUUACAGCUCCACCACAAUCAUUGCUGCCAUGAACCUCAUGGCCUGGAGAAGAAGAUUGCAACAGUUCAGGAAUUCUCUAUCUCAAUCAGUUCAUUACCUGAUGAGAAUCACAAUCAUCAGAACCAGUGCAGCCACCACAGUGAAGAACACAAGGUGGAAGACUGCACGAACCAUCUGAAGGCGAAAGACACUGUUCCACCUCCCACCGACCGUUGGAGCAGAAACUGUUGCAGCGUGACUAGCAAUAAGGGUUGCGGAAGCAAAGGGAAAGACGUCUGCUCGAGCUGGCAAGCUGUGUGCGCCAGGGAGACCAGCCGGUGCUGCAGGAGCUACGUGAAGUGCCCCAGGACGAGGAGCUGCUGCAGCCACACCAUGCUGAAACUGCCCGAGAUCGUGGUAGAGUAGGGUGCAAUAAAGUGUAUGGUCGUAUGAACAGCUAAGGUAACUCAUCGGCGUAAGAUAGUAGGUUGCCGGUGCCGGUGCGGAGUGUUGGAUCUAGUUAUCUAUGUAUAGGUUUGCUGAAGAAAAAGAUGUAGGAUUUUGAUCAGGCUGGAGUCUGAAAGGGAGGACUCUGCCUGGUUGUGUUCCCUGCUCCUCUGUUUGCACUUCCUGUAAUGGUUGGUUCGAGGAGUUGCAACUGAGACUAGUGUUUGAUGAGGUGCUGUGGGAACUAUUAGUUUGGUGUGGUACUUCUUCUUGAGAUCAUA
Molecule: messenger RNA, 4077 nt
Organism: Panicum hallii
Lineage: Eukaryota; Viridiplantae; Streptophyta; Magnoliopsida; Poales; Poaceae
Product: cadmium/zinc-transporting ATPase HMA2-like
Exons: 9
Coding region: 479-3775 (1098 amino acids)
Biological process (GO): monoatomic cation transport
Cellular component (GO): membrane
Molecular function (GO): ATPase-coupled monoatomic cation transmembrane transporter activity; ATP binding; zinc ion transmembrane transporter activity
Source: RefSeq, a predicted model, not a curated record